Messenger RNA from Eptesicus fuscus (big brown bat), 1546 nucleotides. RefSeq names its product reticulophagy regulator family member 3 (gene RETREG3). Bases 44 to 1444 code for a protein of 466 amino acids. The record is from RefSeq and is a predicted model, not a curated record. Lineage: Eukaryota; Metazoa; Chordata; Mammalia; Chiroptera; Vespertilionidae. Gene Ontology annotation, biological process: reticulophagy. The transcript has 9 exons.
UCUCCAGCCGCGCGGCCCCGGAUGUGGUGGCUGCCGGGGGCAGAUGGCGGAGGCAGAAGGGGUGGCCACGGUCCCAGGCCCAGCUUCGAGGCCGACUUUCCGGGGCCGCGGCGCUAUGUCAGGCUCCUUGGAGAGGGACCAGCAGGUUGAGGCGGCGCAGCGGGCCCUGGUGGAGGUGCUGGGGCCUUACGAGCCUCUGCUGAGCCGGGUGCAGGCAGCACUUGUUUGGGAGAGGCCAGCCAGAAGCGCCCUGUGGUGCCUGGGGCUGAACGCGGCUUUCUGGUUCUUUGCACUGACAUCCCUUCGUCUUGUAUUUUUACUUGCAUUCAGCUCAAUGAUCAUAGUGUGUAUAGAUCAAUGGAAGAACAAAAUCUGGCCUGAAAUAAAAGUGUCAAGACCCGACGCAUUAGACAAUGAGAGCUGGGGCUUUGUGCACCCUCGGUUACUCAGCGUGCCCGAGCUCUGUCACCAUGUAGCUGAAGUCUGGGUUAGUGGGACCACUUUCAUAAGGAAUCUUUUGCUUUUCAAAAAGCAAAACCCAGGCAAGUUCUGCUUGCUGAGCUGUGGAAUACUGACCUUUUUGGCUGUCUUGGGCCGCUACAUCCCUGGGCUCCUGCUGUCCUAUUUAAUGCUUGUCACUAUCAUGAUGUGGCCCCUUGCUGUGUACCACCGACUGUGGGAUCGAGCCUAUGUACGGCUGAAGCCAGCUCUGCAGCGGCUGGACUUCAGUGUCCGCGGCUAUAUGAUGUCCAAGCAGAGAGAGAGACAACUGCGCCGCAGAGCUCUGCACCCAGAACAUGCCCUGGACAACCAGAGUGACAGUGAAGAAGAGCUUGCUGCCUUCUGUCCUCAGCUGGAUGAUUCUACUGUUGCCAGGGAAUUGGCCAUCACAGACUCUGAGCACUCGGAUGCUGAGGUCUCCUGUACAGACAAUGGCACAUUCAAUCUUUCACGGGGCCAAACACCUCUAACAGAAGGCUCUGAAGACCUAGAUGGUCACAGUGAUCCAGAGGAAUCCUUUGCCAGAGACCUUCCAGACUUCCCUUCCAUUAAUGUGGAUCCUGCUGGCCUGGACGAUGAGGAUGAUACCAGCAUUGGAAUGCCCAGCUUGAUGUACCAUUCCCCACCAGGGGCUGAGGAACCCCAGGUCUCCCCAGCCAGCCGUGACGAGAGUACACUGCCGGAGCUCCUGCUUGGUGCCCUGCCUGCAGGAUCCAACCUCACCAGCAACUUUGCCAGCCUGGUCUCCCAGGGCAUGAUCCAGCUGGCCCUGUCAGGGGCCUCCCAGCCUGGCCCUUCUGGCCAACCUCCCCGGAGAGCAACCAGAGGCUUCCUCCGGGCCCCCAGCUCAGACCUGGACACUGAUGCUGAGGGGGAUGACUUUGAACUUCUGGACCAGUCAGAGCUGAGUCAGCUGGACCCUGCCAGUUCCAGGAGCCACUGAAGCAGAGACUCCUUUGGGGGGAGUCACUGUGGCUUAGGGUUUUUUCUCCUCAUCCCACUAAAGGUGAAGGGGCAAGGGAAGAACCCAGGUCCCAUCCCCUGA